AUGGACGAACGUCAGCAUAAUAUAAUACGAUGCUGGUUGGAAGAUGUGGAGGUUGUGAGUGAUAUUGCGCCGAGUGAUACAGAAGGUAAUGAAGAGGAAUGUGUUACAGAGCUAAACCAUGACUCAGAAACAGAGCAAGAAUAUGAAAGUAGCAUAGAAGAGAAGGAAGAAAGAAGCACAGAAGAGAGGGUAGAUGAAGACAUGGAAGAAAAUGUGGAGAAUAGUUUUUCAAGUGACGACAAUGUUCCUCUGAGUACUUUCUCAAACUACUACCGGUCUAGAAAUGGUACUCGUUGGAACAAAACACCACCACCGUCAUCAAGAACUAGAUCGCACAAUAUUUUAGUACAACAAUGUGGACCUAAAGGUAACGCUAAAAACGCCCAGUCUCCACUGUCUUGUUUCGAGCUAUUUUUUGACGAGUCACUUUUGCAGAUUAUUGUUGAAUCCACAAAUAUUUACAUAAAUAUUGCUCAAUCAAAAAAUAAACGUGACAGAGAUGCUCGUCAAACAAACAUGAUGGAAAUUCGAGCUUUUAUCGUGUUAUUGCUGGUGAUAGGUGUAAACAGAUCGGGAAGACGGAACCUGAAAGACUGUUGGGAUAAUUCUAGAGGCACAGGAAUUGAAUUAGUCUAUUUGACUAUGUCGUUGAAUAGAUUUCGAUUUCUCCUUCGCACUGUUCGAUUUGAUGACGUCACAAGCCGACCUCGAAGGCAAUCACUAGAUAAACUUGCAGCUAUACGUGAUGUUGUAGAAAAGUUCAUUUCCAAUUGUAAAAACAAUUAUAAUCCCAGUGAGCGACUAACUAUUGACGAACAGCUUGUUGCAUUUCGGGGACGCUGUAGUUUUAUCAUGUAUAUGCCCAAUAAGCUUCAAGAACUAAAGGAUGAAAACAAGAUUUCUAUAUUGAAAUAUAAUUACAAAUGUAUAUAA
Messenger RNA from Parnassius mnemosyne (clouded apollo), 933 nucleotides. The record is from the annotation of a GenBank genome assembly. Lineage: Eukaryota; Metazoa; Arthropoda; Insecta; Lepidoptera; Papilionidae.